UUGUGAAGGAUCCUAAGCACAAAGCCAUCAGUCUCCGCUCCUGUGUGGUUCUCCUAGGUUUGACCAGGCCGUCGCACACAAUGGGAGUCAGCCCUUCCCUGGGGCUCCCACCCAUAGCUGGCCCCCAUCCUGUAGGCUGUGGAGAUGUGAUGGAAGGCCAGACUCGCCAGGGGAGCUUCUUCCGCCUCUUCUACCCCUGCCAAGAACCAGAGGGGGAAGUUGAGCAGCCCCUGUGGAUCCCCCGAUAUGAAUACUUUGUUGGCCUGGCUGACUUUCUACACAUCAAUAAGCGCUGGGGGGGAAUGCUGUUCAACGUAGCUAUGGGGUCCUACCGCCUACCCAUCAGCUGGAAUGGCCACUUUAAACCCCGGGGCUCUGGGUAUCCACUGAUCAUCUUCUCUCAUGGCUUGGGAGCCUUCAGGACACUGUACUCCGCCUUUUGCAUGGAGCUGGCUUCCCGGGGCUUCGUGGUGGCUGUACCAGAACACAGGGACCACUCUGCCUCGGCCACUUACUUCUACAAGCAUACAAAGGGGGACAGCUGCCCCCAAACUGGGUCCCUGGAGGAGGAGUGGAUCGCCUACAGGAGGGUAGAGGAAGGGGAGAAGGAAUUCCGGAUUCGUAACCCCCAGGUGCAUCAGCGAGCCAAUGAAUGUGUUCGGGUUUUAAGGAUCCUGCAGGACAUCACCACAGGCCAGAAAGUCUCCAACAUCCUGCCUGGCGGGUUGGAUCUGAAGACCCUGAAGGGCAGCAUUGACCUAAGUAGGGUGGCAGUGAUGGGACACUCAUUUGGAGGGGCAACAGCCAUUCUAGCCCUGACCAAGGAUACCCGGUUUCGAUGUGCAAUAGCUUUGGAUGCCUGGAUGUUUCCCCUGGAACACAACUUCUACCCCAAGGCCCGAGGCCCUAUAUUCUUCAUCAAUACCGAGAACUUCCAGACAGCUGAGAGCAUCAGCCGAAUGAAGAAAAUCUGUGCCCGUCACAACGAAACCAAGAUCAUAACCAUCCUUGGUUCUGUUCAUCAGAGUCAAAGUGAUUUCACAUUUGUGAAUGGAAAUCUGCUUGGUAAAUUCUUCUCUACCCAAACCCGAGGGAAGCUGGACCCAUACAAGGGUCAGGAGAUUGUGGUACAGGCCAUGCUGGCAUUCCUACAGAAACACCUUGAACUGAAUGAAGAUUACAGUCAGUGGGACAGCCUCAUCGAAGGUGUUGGACCAUCUGUGGCCCCUGGGGACCCGCACCAUCUGAGCAGUCUAUAGAGACAUUGGCCAUCUGGUGAACGGGGACUUGAGCCAAAUUUCUCUUUCCAUUUGGGUAGGGUUAGCCCAAACUGCCAAAUUCAUGGGGCAUCCCUGGUCUUUUGUUAGAAGGCUUCCACCAGGACAGUUCUCAACAAGAAUAGGUAAUCAUGCUGCUGAUUGAAGGGACUGGGCACUUUGAUCUUUGAUUUGAUUUAAAACUCAAACUUGAACCUUGGAGAUCCCGCAGAGCCAAGCCAUGGACAGAUGUGAAAUCCAGGAGCCUGAUACCUUGAGGGCAGAUGGAACAGUUGGGUGGGAUGGGGAUGGGCAAGGGUCCUAGAGCUUAUUCUCUAGCCACCCUCUCUACUCACCUGCUAGAGUGACUUCUCUAAUGGAAUGGGCGAAGUUCUCACUGAUUUGUAGCUCCUGUCUGGAGAGGACUUAGAAAAGGAUUUAGAGGUUGUCUGGUCUAUCCUUCCACCCUAUGCAAGAAUUCCCUCUACGGCCUUCUUAAUACAAGGCUUUCUAACCUCUGCUUGAAUAUUUCCAGAGAUGGAGCGCUCACUGCUUCCGAAAGCAGACUAUUCCAUUUUUAGACAACUCUCAUUUUUCAGAAAGCUUUUCCUGAUGUUAAGUUGAAAUGGUCCUUUUUGUAAUUUACUCCCAUUCAUCCUAUUUCUGUCCUCUAGAGCCCCUCCCCCCCCCAAUUUGGAUAUAAUCUUUCUUAUUCUGUGAAUCUCCUCCAGAAUUUGCUCUAGGCUAGUUUAUUGAGAUGACUAUCCAUAGUCCUCUCCCAUAGUCCCCGAUUAUUCUUCUGCCAUGGUACCUGUGACCCAAGAAAACUUAGUGGGAAGCACAAUCACUGCAUUCAAAUCUGGCAUUCCUUCCUAUAUUUGAGAACACGGUUUUCUCUGACCACAGGCAACAUUGCAAAAGUGAAUGUAGGGACUUUGAGGGAUCAGCUAGUUCAUUCUCCUUGUCUUUGGAAAGAACUAUCCUAAUAAACAAACUAAGACAAUUUUUAAAAAAUCCUUACUUUCAGUCCUAGUAACAAUUCUAAACUAGAAGGACAAGGUCUAGGCAAUUGAGGUUAAGUGACUUACUCAGGGUCACAUAGCUAGGAAGUAUAUAAAGCCAGAUUUGCACCUGGUUCUUCCCGAUUCCAGACCUGGAGCUCUAUCCACUGUGUCACCUAGCUGCCCCUCUAAGACAGUUUCUCACAGGCGCUGUCCUGUCUGUCCCUAAGGAUGGAAACUGAUAACUUCUCCAGACAGCAGCUUUUGCAGGGACUCUUAUCCCUUCUCCUUAACCCUUGAAAUCCUGCCUCAGACGCUUACCAGCCCUGUGACACCGAGCAAGUCACUGCAUGUCCCUCGGCUUUAGUUUCUCAUCUGUAAAGUGAAGGUGUUGGACUCCAUGACCUCUAAGGUCCCUUUCCGUUCUGAAUCUAUGAUCUGUGACCUAAUUCCUCUCCAAAGACAUUUGAUGAGAUCAGAGCACUUUAAUUUCCGAAUUGUGAGCUCCUUAAAGGGGAUAGAUCACGCUUUAUCGGCACCGUGAUUAGCACAGGACUAGGCACAUAGUUCUUUGACGAUACUUGCUGAAUGAGUGGACCUUGGGUCACACUGUUCCUGGGGGGACAGAGAAAGGAACUGAAGUCUGGGUUUUUGGGGUUUCUCUAGGCCUUUGCCAAUAACAGCCUCAGCUGGAAAUCAACAGGAGGAGGGUGAGCCCAGGACAAGAACAAUAAUAGUCUUAUUAAGCAUCCCCUUGUACCAGCCACUGUUAUCAGAGGCCAGUUGGUUCCCUUGGCUCUCUGGAGGAGCUUGGGGACCAACCUGUGUUAUCAUUAGAUUGGGGGCGCUGGGCCUUCCUGGAGAGGGUCACAAUGGGCACUGAGGUGCCGUCUUGCCCACAAGUGCCUUGGGUCUCUGUUUUAAGACUGUGAAGAAACUUGGAAGCAGAGAUUCCAUUUUUCUACUGUGAUCUAUACCUUGCUUUGGUGUUUACUGAUGGGAAAUCAUUCUGAGAUGAAUACUCGUGCAUUUGACAAAUGAUAUAUAUUGUAAUAUUCUUUUUCAUAGCUGCAUUAAACCAAGAUGGGAAGCCAUCUGGACCUGGUUUUA
Gracilinanus agilis (Agile Gracile Mouse Opossum) is the source of this 3367-nucleotide messenger RNA. RefSeq names its product platelet activating factor acetylhydrolase 2 (gene PAFAH2). The transcript has 11 exons. Lineage: Eukaryota; Metazoa; Chordata; Mammalia; Didelphimorphia; Didelphidae. The record is from RefSeq and is a predicted model, not a curated record. Gene Ontology annotation, molecular function: 1-alkyl-2-acetylglycerophosphocholine esterase activity. Bases 81 to 1259 code for a protein of 392 amino acids.